Messenger RNA from Lagenorhynchus albirostris (white-beaked dolphin), 1623 nucleotides. Its product is annotated as cytochrome P450 1A1-like. Gene Ontology annotation, molecular function: heme binding; steroid 17-alpha-monooxygenase activity; iron ion binding. NCBI's taxonomy places the organism in Eukaryota, Metazoa, Chordata, Mammalia, Artiodactyla, Delphinidae. The record is from RefSeq and is a predicted model, not a curated record. Gene Ontology annotation, biological process: progesterone metabolic process; hormone biosynthetic process.
AUGAUAUUCGGCAUGGCAAUCACUCCUGGAGAGGUGACCACUUCUCUCAUAAUUUGGGGGAUGGUUUUUGUUUUUGUAAGAGCCCUAAGGAGCAAAGGGAGAAAGCGGGUGUCUCCUCCUGGCCCGUGGUCCUUCCCCAUCAUAGGAAAUCUUCUUCAGCUUGGAGACCAUCCUUACCUUACAUUCAUGGAGACGAGGAAGAAAUACGGAAAUGUCUUUCUCAUCAGACUUGGCAUGGUGCCUGUCCUGGUGGUGAAUGGGAUGGAAAUGGUGAAACAAGUACUACUCAAAGUUGGAGAGGGCUUCCCUGAUGGAGAACAUUUUUCAGGCCGACCUAACAUGCAUACAUUCUCUUUCCUGGCAGAAGGAAAGAGUCUUACGUUUUCGGUCAAUUAUGGAGAGAGCUGGAAGCUUCAUAAGAAAACUGCUUCCAAUGCUUCAACAUUUUCUAAAGCAGAAGCAAAAUGCUCCACUUGCUUUUGCUUACUUGAGAAACAUGUCAUUGAGGUAGUUUCUGAGCUGGUAAAAGUCUCUGCAGAGUUGACUUCCAAGAAUGGCAGCUUUGACCCCAGAGGUGCUAUUACGUGUGCAGUGGCCAACGUUGUCUGUGCCCUUUGUUUGGGCAAGAGAUGUGACCACAGUGAUGAGGAGUUUCUUAGAAUAGUUAAAGAGAAUGAUGACUUACUCAAGGCCUCCAACGCUGCGAAUCCUGCCGAUUUCGUACUGUGUUUCUGCUACCUUCCACUGCGAAUUAUAAAUUCUCCCCAGGAGUUUUAUCAGGCCCUGAAUCAGUUUAUUGCUCUACAUGUACAAGAUCAUCUUACAACAUAUGAUAAGGACUAUAUCCAAGAUAGCACUGAUGCUCUGAAUAAUACAUGCCACAACAAAUAUGCUGCUACCAAAACAGCCACCUUAAAUGAUGAUGAAAUCAUAAGCACUGUGAAUGACCUCUUUGGAGCUGAGUUUGAAACAAUAUCAACAUGUCUAUAUUGGAGCUUUCUUUAUUUGAUACACUAUCCAGAAAUUCAAGCCAAAAUUCAAGAAGAAAUUGAUGGAAACAUUGGGAUGAAAUCAACCAGGUUUGAAGACAGGAAAAUUUUACCCUCCACAGAAGCUUUCAUAAAUGAAAUAUUCAGACAUGCCUCCUUUCUUCCUUUUACUGUUCUUCAUUGUACUACAUCAGAUACUACUCUGAAUGGUUAUUUCAUUCCCAGGAAAACAUGCACCUUUAUUAACAUGUAUCAAGUAAAUCAUGAUGAAACUAUUUGGGAUAAUCCCAAUUUAUUUAGACCUGAGAGAUUUCUAUAUGAAAACAUGGAACUGAAUAGAAUUGUUGAGAAGGUGUUGACUUUUGGAAUGGGAAUCCGGAAGUGUCUCAGAGAAGAUGUUGCACGAAAUGAGAUAUUCAUUUUCUUCACCACAGUUCUGCAGCAGCUCCAGCUGGAGAAGUGCCCAGAAGCCGAGCUUGACCUGACACCCAUGUAUGGCUUAGCCAUGAAGCCAACACCAUACCAACUUCAAGUAGAGACCCGCUGCACAGGUAGUUCCUGUUCAUCGAUUCUCAGACUGGGUGGAGGGUUUCUUGUUUAAUUCAGAAAAAUUAUGGGCUUCAAAUUCAUUUAA